GUCCCGGGACCGCCCACCCGCCCGCGCAGGCCGCCGUCUGCUCCUCGGGCUCUUGAACCCCAGCGCCCCGCUGCCCCCUUGCGAAAGUUUUCAAUGAAUGAAGGCAGAAAGUGGGGGGGACGCCGCUAGGACUUGGCUGCUCUGGGGGCGCAGGAGCUGGACCAGGCUGCGCGCCUGCGAACCCUGAACCUGGCUCCUCCUGCUGCGCUCUGCCUUUGCCAGAGAGGAGAGGCGCCACCGAGAACCCCGAAAUCGCCCCCAGAGAUUGGAGAUUGGGGGAUGGGGAGACACUUCACUAGGAUCACUAGAUAUCACACUAACAGCCCACAUUACGGCAUUUUUAAUACCAGAAGUACUAUUAAGUUAGAGUAUGAAGGAAAUUCAUUUUCUGAGUGGAGUGUGCCAGCAGCUUGCUCUGUGAAAAAUAAAAGAUCGCCCACGACAGAACUGCGUUGUUCCUCUCCUGGUUUUCAGACUAUAAAACCAAUUGUUAUAAACUCAGAUGUAGAAGAAGAACGUCAUUUAUCUGUGGAAAGUUCUAAUACAUGCUUUCUGUGGUAUUAUAAAGUUAAGGCCUUGCUACUCAAAGUGUGGCCGAGGACCAGCAUCACAAGCACCACCCGGGAACUUAGAAACGCAGAAUCUCAGGCCUCAUUCCAGACCUACCGAACCAUAACCUGCGCGUUAACAAGAUCUUGGAGUCACUUGAACUUCCUUCACAAUUUAACGCAGAUUAUCGUUUUAUGGAUAUACGAUCCAGAAAACGCAGAUCCAAAAGAGUUGCUGUGGAGUGCAAAUGAACCGUCACCAAAUUCCAUUGUACUUAGCAAGCAGUUGGCCACUUUGGGACAGAAGCCAACCAUACAUUCGUUUAUGAGGAAAAAAAUUUAUUUUCCAAGUAGAAAUAUGAGGAAUGGGACCUGGCAUAUCUCGGUACCAAUAUCCGCAGAUGAUGUGCUGAAAAGGAUCAGGGGCAAUCAGGUGGUUUUCCAAGAUUGCUUCGUUUCAGAUUUGCUUUUCCUGCUGAGUUUUCCUUGGUUGACAAUACCCGAGAUGCCUGGCUUUUUACCACUCUCUUCACCAUAUGGUAGCCCAUUAAUGAUGGACUGGAACGAUUGCGCGCCUUCAUCUGUUGUUAUUGUAGCCGAUAUGGAGACCUUUCAAACCAACGAUUCAUUUCAUACUUGGAGCAGAGUCAGAGUGCCUCCAGGCAUCCUCACUAAGGAAGAAAGACACAAUGUGUCUAAUGUGAGCAUAACUAAGGAUGGAAUAUUUUUUUUGAUAAAUGGUAACCUUUAUAUAAAAACUUGGACCAAAUUUGCAAGACUGGGAAGCAAGGAAGAGCUUCCUGAAGGAGAAAUUAUUGGCACUAGAACAAGAAAAUGGUGUUGGACCCAAUAUUUAAUGAAGGGUAAUAAAAGAAGCAACUUGGCAGUCUGGACAAGAACAGAAUUUUAUCUUGGAUACACUUCUCUUAAAUUUGUCAAAAUAACAAAUACUAGAGAACUGAGACAGACUUUAAAUCUAUCCACAGCUAUUAGUCUGACUAUACACAAUGCUGACUAUACAGCACAUCCUAUGGAACUUGCCUUGUUAUUAAGUUACUGCUUUACCUGUAAUGUCCUUAAAAAAUUUUACCUAGCGAUAUAUAAUGAAGAUACACAUGAGUGGGUGCAGCAAGACUUUGCAUUAGAUGCCAUGAUUGACAGUUUCAUAGUUCCACGUUUUCUAUAUUCAGCACUUCCAGAACUAAUACUAUGGGACAAAUACAGGAUCUACUAUUACUAUCACAAUUUCACUACCACUGGAGUUAUAAAAACAACUACAGAAUCUGGGAAUCUAUCAAGAUUGUCACACGACAGUGUUAUCCAUGAUGUUUAUUUAGAUUACUUUGGAAAUAUUGUGGUAAAAAUGGAAAAUAACGCCAUGUUUCAUUUUAAGAUUACUGUUAGAGAUGCAGUAAAGCUACAUAUGUGGACAAAUAGUACAUCAAGAUCAUUAAUGAUACUUAAUCAUUCUGGUCACGCAUCUCUUGUAUAUGUUCUUGAUAAUGGCACAAUAUAUCUACAGGAUUAUCCCUUAAGACUGGAAACGGAAAGUAUAGCUUUAAAAGAAAAAGAAAAAGAAAAAUGCCCCUUCGUGGCAUUUCAUAAUAAUAUUUUUAGUGCUUUUUACAUUUUGGACAAGAGACAGAACCUGUCUUUCUGGGCUAAAAUAGUCUACCCAGAAAAUACUGGUCUGCUGAUUCUUGUGGAAUCCUACGGCCCAAAAGUAUUAGAAAAGACACAUCUGAUUGAGUAUGAAAUUGCGUUAGGAUACUGCACAAAAACCGUGAUCACAACAUUUUUUCAGAAAGUAGAUUACGAGGCAGUAGAUGAUUACUUCAAGUUGCAGCAACAGAACACGGCGACUGUGCUCAUCCAGGUCAGGCCGAGCGAGUACUCGAAAACGUGUGAGAUCGCCCCCAAGGUGAUCCAAGUCGCUGUUGGCUGUGAUACUACUAAAUACAUUACAGUUAAAAGAGUUAAUAACCAAGAAUGUCUUCCACAUGAUUUCUUUUACAUUAUUGAAAAGUCAAAUCUGAGGCAUCGACCACCUAAAAACUUGAGAGUAAAAUAUAAAUGGAAAAAAUAUGGCUGCCCAUUGAAACUUCAUUACAGAGAGACAUUUCACCCUGAGAUUCAAUUAUACAAUGAAAAUGGCUUUAUUGAACAUGUUGCAGUCAAUUUCAUCGUGUGGGAAAUCCACGGCAGGGAUGACUACAGCUAUAAUACCUCCAUGAAGAAGAGUGGUUGUUUAAAUGAAGCCCAGACGUGGAAGUCAAUGACCACGCUUAACAAGCACCUCCCGUUAGAAUCAGCUUGGGGACCUGAGAACUAUAAGCACUGCUUUUCUUAUGCCAUUGGAAAACCAGGAGACUUGCACCAACCAUAUGAGAUUAUCAACAAGUCUAACAACAACCAUUUAAUUUGGCCCAUGCACCAUACUGGAAUGUAUGUGUUUCAAGUGAAGAUCCUGGAUCCAAACUAUAGUUUCUGCAACCUAACAGCUGUCUUUGCGAUAGAGAUCUAUGGCGUCCUUCCCAGUCCAAAUGGCUACCUGGUUGCUUCCACCCUCUUUCUCCUGAUGCUACUGUUCUUCAGUAUUCUCAUUUUUAGCUACUUCCAUUACAUGAGGAUUUACAAACAACUUAUGUAUGAGCUAAUUUACAAAACUGAAAGAAAGCAAAAGAACAUUUAGGAGAAAAUGAAAGCUUGUUUACUACGGAUAUAUGUAUGUAGGAGUGUAUAUAUAU
Miniopterus natalensis is the source of this 3295-nucleotide messenger RNA. NCBI's taxonomy places the organism in Eukaryota, Metazoa, Chordata, Mammalia, Chiroptera, Miniopteridae. The record is from RefSeq and is a predicted model, not a curated record.